CAAACGGAAGAGUGAAAGCGGAACGAUGGCCUUAACAUCAGCAUUAUCGACGGCCGCCAUGGCUUCAGCGCGAGUUCAAGCGUCGUGGGACACAAAUCCAAACCCUAAACCCCUAUCGUUUCCCAAAACCCUAAAGAAUUCUCCUCGCCCAUCGUCGACUCCCCAAACCCUAGAGUCCCCGGCGUUCUCCACGGCCGUCAUCGAGAAGAAGCCGAGGGAGCAGCAUCCUUGUCAGUUCCUCAGCUCCAAUCGCCCCCGCAGUGAAAGAGCAAAAUUGGACGAGCGGUACCUAGGUUAUGAGAGGUGGUUGCCGGUUGCACCUAAAGUAAAGAAACCUCGAUCUAUUUACAAUGCAACAUCUCUAGCAUAUGUUGGGGAUUGCAUAUAUGAGUUGUAUGCUCGGAGGCACUUUUUAUUCCCCCCUCUAAGUAUUAACGAAUACAAUGAACGUGUGAUGAAGGUUGUACGCUGCGAAUCACAGGAUUUAUUGCUUAAGAAGCUUCUCAGUGAGGACUACUUAACAGAAGAAGAAAGGGAUGUACUUCGUUGGGGGAAAAAUAUUGCUACAAGUAAAACUCGAACAACAAAAAGAGUUGGAGUAGCUGUUUAUAAUAGAGCAUCAUCCCUUGAAACACUAAUUGGAUAUCUCUAUCUAACCGAUGUUAAACGAUUAGAAGAGCUCAUGUAUCAGUUAGGAUUUUCAACUGGUGCUUCUUCUGGACAUAUUGCUGAAGAGCUUCGCAAAAACUUCAGAAAAAGUGAGACGCCCAAGACUCCUGAGCCACAGAACGGGGGAAUAACAAACUGUUGAGUUUGGAAACCUCAUUUAAGGAUAUUUGUGAAAAUGCAUGCUGGGUUGAUGACAUCUCCUACUUAAUUCAGCAACUUCAGUUUUGAAUUCAUAGGCUUGGCCUGUUGCAUGCCUGAAGUAAAUGGAGCCAAGCUGCAGGAGAUAUGGGAGUUGAAGCGAAGAAGGAAGACCACAGGAAGAGAGAUGUUGGCCAUUACAACUUCUUUAGCUAUCAAGAUCGUAAGAGAAAUCUGAAACCGAAGCUCAAGAGUCGGGAAAUAUACUAUGUAAGAUGUAUCAUCAUGAUCAACUGGUAUAAAUAUCGGUAAUUGCGAACUAUGGAACUCCAAUAUGUGAGCUCUCUUAUCAGAAAUCGAAAUUCGUUCCAUCCAUUGAGUAAACGAGCAAGCAAACUGAGACCUUGAUCUCUCAACUAGUACCUGAUGUAAUUGUGAUCUGAUUUUAGGCCUUUAUCUGGGACUCUGCAAUAUUUUUCGGAGGUCUCUGUAAUUUCUACAGUGACUUGCUAUUUUUUUUUC
Messenger RNA from Asparagus officinalis (garden asparagus), 1329 nucleotides. Its product is annotated as mini-ribonuclease 3-like. The coding region runs from base 26 to 811 and encodes 261 amino acids. Gene Ontology annotation, molecular function: ribonuclease III activity. The transcript has 7 exons. The record is from RefSeq and is a predicted model, not a curated record. Gene Ontology annotation, biological process: RNA processing. NCBI's taxonomy places the organism in Eukaryota, Viridiplantae, Streptophyta, Magnoliopsida, Asparagales, Asparagaceae.